Messenger RNA from Cajanus cajan (pigeon pea), 1247 nucleotides. The record is from RefSeq and is a predicted model, not a curated record. Lineage: Eukaryota; Viridiplantae; Streptophyta; Magnoliopsida; Fabales; Fabaceae.
AUGCUAAAUUUCCUCAUAUCAUUUUGAUGACCGAUUCUUUUGUGACUUUUAACCUACAGAAUUACAUUGCAAAAAUCACAGAUUUUGGGUUGGCUAAAUUGGGGCCUGCUGGGGGACAAUCACAUGUAACUACCAGGGUCAUUGGCACGUAUGGUUAUGCUGCUCCAGAAUUUGUGGCAACAGGGCACUUGUAUGUGAAGAGUGAUGUGUAUGGAUUUGGUGUAGUGCUGCUAGAAAUGCUGACAGGCAAGCAGGCACUUGACACAGAUCGGCCAACAGGCAAGCACAACCUAGUUAAAUGGGCAAAGCCUUUUCUUUUCUCCAAAGGAAAGUUGAAAACCAUUAUGGAUGCUAUGAUAGAAGAUCAAUAUUCACCCAAGGCAGCAUGGCAAGCAGCACAACUUACUCUAAAAUGCCUAAAACCUAACCCUAACUUCCGUCCUUCUAUGAAAGAUGUACUUGAGGAAUUGGAAGUCAUUGAAGCUAUCCUUGAAAAAAAAUUGAAGGUGUUUAGUUAUGCGGAUCUGAAAUCUGCAACAAAGAAUUUUAGGCAUGACACAGUGGUUGGUGAGGGUGGUUUUGGCAUUGUCUACAAGGGAUGGCUGGAUGAGAAGACCCUAACCCCUGUGAGGGCAGGUUUUGGAAAGGUCGUUGCCAUAAAAAAGUUGAAACCCGACAGCAUGCAAGGGAUUUUAGAGUGGCAGUCAGAAGUAUACUUUUUAGGAAUGCUUUCUCACCCCAACCUGGUCAAGCUAUUGGGUUACUGCAGGGAUGAUGAUGAUAAGCUUCUUCUUGUGUACGAGUUCAUGCCUAAGGGAAGCUUAAACAAUCAUCUAUUUAGAAGAAAUCCUAACUUAGAACCACUUUCAUGGAACACCAGGCUUAAAAUAGCUAUUGGUGCAGCUCGGGCUCUAGCUUUCUUGCAUGCCUCUGAAAAACAAGUCAUAUACAGAGAUUUCAAGGCUUCACAUAUACUACUCGAUAGGAAUUAUAAUGCAAAAAUCUCAGAUUUUGGCUUGGCUAAAUUGGGGCCUUAUGAAGGACAAUCACACGUAACUACCAGGGUCAUGGGCACGUCUGGUUAUGCUGCUCCAGAAUAUGUGGCAACAGGGCACUUGUAUGUGAAAAGUGAUGUUUAUGGGUUUGGUGUAGUGCUGCUUGAAAUGCUGACAAGCAUGAGGGCAAUUGACGCAAAUCGCCCAACAGGGCAGCAUAACCUAGUUGAAUUCGACCUCAAAUUUGUGUAA